This is a messenger RNA of Mangifera indica (mango), 4436 nucleotides long. Its product is annotated as pleiotropic drug resistance protein 3-like. Bases 1 to 4353 code for a protein of 1450 amino acids. Gene Ontology annotation, molecular function: ABC-type transporter activity; ATP hydrolysis activity; ATP binding. The record is from RefSeq and is a predicted model, not a curated record. NCBI's taxonomy places the organism in Eukaryota, Viridiplantae, Streptophyta, Magnoliopsida, Sapindales, Anacardiaceae. Gene Ontology annotation, cellular component: membrane. The transcript has 24 exons.
AUGGCUCAAAUGGUUGGUUCAGAUGACAUAGAGUCACUGAGAAUCGAGUUGGCAGAGAUUGGAAGGAGCCUGAGGUCUUCAUUCAGGCGCCAAACAUCAAAUUUCAGAAGCGGCUCAGUCAGGAGUGACAAUGAUGCUGAUAUUGAAUAUGCUAUGCAGUGGGCUACCAUUGAGAGAUUGCCUACUUAUGACAGGCUGAAAUCAUCCUUGUUCGAUGUUGAUACUGUAGGAAAAAGUGUGGUUGAUGUAACCAAGCUUGAUCCUCUUCAGAGGCACACUCUUAUAGAGAAGCUCAUCAAGCACACUGAGCAUGAUAACCUCAAGUUGCUGAAGAAAAUCAGAGCAAGAAUUGACAAAGUUGGUGUAGAGUUGCCUUCUGUAGAGUUGAGAUUUAAGAAUUUGGGUGUGGACGCCGAGUGUGAGAUUGUCCAGGGAAAGCCACUUCCAACUCUCUGGAAUUCUGUAAAAUCUUCACUUUCUGUUUUUUCAAGGUUUCCAGGUACCAAGUCAAAAGAAGCAAAGAUAAACAUCAUUAAUGAUAUCAGUGGCAUCAUAAAGCCUGGAAGGAUAACUCUUCUUCUUGGCCCCCCAGGUUGUGGGAAGACCACCCUUUUGAAGGCUCUCUCAGGAAAUCUUGACAAAUCUCUAGAGGUGGCAGGGGAAAUUUCCUACAACAGUUACAGGCUAGAUGAGUUUGUUCCCCAAAAAACUUCAGCAUAUAUAAGCCAAGAAGACCUGCACAUAGCAGAAAUGACAGUGAGGGAAACACUCGACUUUUCAGCCCGAUGUCAGGGUAUUGGAAGCCGAGCAGAUAUCAUGCUCGAGGUCAGUAGAAGAGAGAAAGAAGCCGGAAUUGUGCCAAAUCCAGAUGUGGAUACUUAUAUGAAGGCGACUUCUGUUGAAGGACUAAAAAGAACUCUUCAAACAGACUAUGUUUUGAAGAUCCUUGGACUUGAUAUUUGUGCUGACACAAUGGUUGGAGAUGUCAUGAGAAGAGGUAUCUCUGGUGGUCAGAAAAAGAGAUUGACUACAGGGGAAAUGAUUGUUGGUCCAACAAAAGUUCUAAUGAUGGAUGAAAUAUCAAAUGGUUUAGACAGUUCAACUGCAUAUCAAAUUGUUGCCUGCCUCCAGCAGAUGGUGCAUAUCACAGAUGCUACAGGACUGAUUUCACUUCUUCAGCCGGCGCCUGAAACCUUUGAACUCUUUGACGACAUCAUUUUGAUGACAGAAGGAAAGAUUGUGUAUCAAGGACCACGUGAUAAGGUUAUAGAGUUUUUUGAGGACUGUGGAUUCAGGUGUCCUGAAAGAAAAGGUGUAGCUGACUUUCUCCAGGAGGUGAUAUCCAAGAAGGACCAAGCACAAUACUGGUACCAGACAGAAGAUCCCUAUCAUUAUAUUCCAGUUGAUGUGUUCUGCCAGAAUUUCAAGGAAUCUUCUCUUGGUAAGAAGCUAUAUGAAGAUCUCUCAGUGCCAUUCGAUAAUUCGAAAAGCCAAAAGAAUGCUCUUUCCUUCGAUGUGUAUUCUCUUUCGAAAUGGCAAUUGCUUAAAGCUUGCAUGUCAAGGGAAUUUCUUCUCAUGAAGAGAAAUUUUUUUCUCUAUGCAUUCAAAACCAUCCAGAUUAUCAUCAUUGCACUUAUCACAAUGACUGUCUUCAUAAGGACUCGGAUGGACAUUGAUGUUCUUCAUGCCAGUUACUACAUGGGAGCCCUGUUCUUCGGAUUAGUAAUACUUCUUGUUGAUGGUAUUCCAGAGUUGAGUAUGACAACUCAAAGACUUCCUGUUUUCUAUAAGCAGAGAGAUCUGCGCUUCUACCCUGCUUGGGCAUAUGCAAUUCCAACAGCUAUUCUGAAAGUUCCCCUUUCACUAAUUGAAUCUGUAGUUUGGACAUGUCUUACCUACUAUGUCAUCGGAUACACCCCUGAGGCCUCGAGGUUCUUCCGUCAGCUCAUUCUACUUUUUGCUGUGCACUUGACAUCAUUAUCCAUGUUCCGAUUUGUGGCAUCAGUCUGCAAGACUGUAAGUGCUGCUAUGACAGCUGGUGGUUUUGGACUAUUACUAGUCAUGAUAUUUGGCGGCUUCAUUAUCAAACAUCCCUCUAUGCCAGUGUGGUUAAAGUGGGGUUUUUGGGUUUCUCCUCUUACAUAUGCAGAGAUAGGUGUUUCUGGAAAUGAAUUUCUUGCUCCUCGGUGGCAAAAGAUGGUGCCUUCAAAUGCUACAAUAGGGAAAGCAAUACUUGACAGCCGCGGACUAAACUAUGAAGGAUAUUUCUUAUGGAUAUCACUUGGUGCCUUGUUCGGAUUUGCUCUACUUUUCAACUUUGGCUUUGUCUUGGCCUUAAGCUUUUUGAAGCCUCCUGGAUCAUCUCGUACCAUGAUUUCACGGGAAAAAUUUGCCAAGAUACAAAGAAGGCCAAGUUCCAAUGAUCAUCUAAUAAAGGUUAAUUUAAUUCCUCAUUUUGUAGCCUGUUCUGUCAUAUUUGUAUCCAAUUUAAUGUAUGACAUUUCUUUAAUGUUUUCAGGCAGGAUGGUUUUACCUUUUCAACCACUAACACUAACAUUUCAGAACAUGAACUACUUUGUUGACACUCCUCUGGAAAUGAGAGAACAAGGCUUUGCAGACAAGAAACUCCAGCUACUUUCUGAUGCUACAGGUGCAUUAAGGCCUGGUGUUCUUACAGCACUAAUGGGGAUUAGUGGAGCUGGGAAAACCACUCUUUUUGAUGUUCUUGCAGGAAGAAAAACCACUGGCUAUAUUGAGGGGGAUAUUAAAAUCGGUGGGUAUCCAAAGGUUCAAGAAACAUUUGCCAGAAUUUCAGGUUACUGUGAGCAAACUGACGUACAUUCUCCUCGAAUCACAGUAGGAGAAUCUCUGAUGUUUUCUGCAUGGCUCCGGUUGUCUCCUGAGAUUGACUCAAAAACUAAAGCUGCAUUUGUAAAUGAAGUCCUAGAGAUCAUUGAGCUUGAUGAAAUUAAGGAUUCUUUAGUUGGCUUGCCAGGUGAUGGUCUAUCAACGGAGCAACGCAAGCGCCUCACAAUAGCUGUUGAACUUGUUGCCAAUCCCUCUAUAAUCUUUAUGGAUGAACCCACAACUGGUUUAGAUGCACGAGCAGCAGCGAUUGUCAUGCGAGUUGUGAAGAAUGUAGUUGAGACUGGAAGGACAAUUGUGUGCACUAUCCACCAACCAAGUAUUGACAUAUUUGAAGCAUUUGACGAGUUGAUCCUUUUGAAAAGGGGUGGGCGUGUCGUCUAUUCUGGAGAAUUGGGAAGGCAUUCCAGCAAGCUAAUAGAAUAUUUCCAAAGAAUCAGUGGGGUAACGAAGAUUAAGGAUAAUUAUAAUCCGGCAACAUGGAUAUUAGAACUCACUUCUCCAUCUGCAGAAGCUGAACUUAAUGUAGAUUUUGCUGAAAUAUACAAAGAUUCUGUUCUAAAUGAGAAAAAUAAAGAGCUUGUAAGGGAGUUGAGUUUUCCGCUUCCCGAUUCAACAGAUCUGCAUUUCCCAACACGCUUCUCGCAAAACUUUUGGGGGCAAUUCAAGAAGUGCCUAUGGAAACAGUACUUGUCUUAUUGGAGAAGCCCAUCAUACAACUUGCAUCGAAUCACUCAUGUAUUGAUAGCAUCUGUUCUUUUUGGUGUACUCUUUUGGAACCAAGGAAGAAAUAUGAAUGACCAGCAGAGUUUAUUCAACAUAUUCGGUGCAUUAUAUGUUGCUGUAAUAUUCUUGGGCAUAAACAACUGUUCAUCGGUCAUGUCAUAUGUUGCAACAGAGCGAACUGUUAUGUAUCGCGAAAAAUUUGCAGGGAUGUACUCCCCAAGGGCUUAUGCAUUUGCGCAGGUGGCAGUUGAAAUUCCCUAUAUCUUUGUUCAAGCAAUUUUGUUUGUACUAAUCACUUAUCCGAUGAUGGGAUUUUACUGGUCGGUGUAUAAGAUUUUCUGGAAUUUGUAUGCCAUGUUCAUGACAAUGUUGUACUACAAUUAUUUGGGCAUGCUUCUUGUGGCUUUGACACCAAAUGAAAUGGUUGCUGCUAUUCUAUCCUCAGUUUUCUAUACUUUGUUCAAUCUAUUUUCGGGAUUUGUCAUGCCUCAACCGCAAAUUCCGAAGUGGUGGAUUUGGUUGUAUUAUUUAACUCCUACUUCGUGGACACUAAACGCUAUGAUCACUUCACAAUAUGGAGAUAUCAGCAAGGAAAUUACUGUGUUUGGGGAAUCAGUAAGUGUAUCUUCCUUCAUCAAAGAUUAUUUCGGUUUUCGCCAUGAUCGUUUGGCUAUUACUGGUGUUGUUCUUGUUGCAUUUCCCCUGUUCUAUGCUUCUCUUUUUGCAUAUUUGAUUGGACGGUUGAACUUUCUCAGAAGGUGAAACGUUUGGAGAGGAUGCAAAUUACUACAAUAUCACAGUAAAUGGUUAUGCUGUAACUUUUUAAAAUUUGCAUCUAACAUAAC